AUGGCAAAGUUUCUGUGUUUGGUGCAGUUUUGCCUUAUUUUGACUCUGUGCAGUGUGAGCUCUGUCUUCAGCUGCCGAUGGAACUACAGAAAAUUCAGGCAUUACCACGGGAAUUGCUUGACGCUGCUUAGAGAAAUGGAUACAGGAACCAGUGGAGACAGUGAGAACGGCAACAUCUUUGAUGCUGAUUGGUUCGCCCACCACACAAAUUCUCAGCCGGUCAAACAAAUCUGGUUGUUCAUUCAGACUUUAGAGGAGAUCUCCUCUCUGCUGACAGAGGCUGAUCCGGUGCCCUGGAAUAAGGAGCAGCUGAACAAUUUCUUAAACAUGCUGGACUACGAGACGGAGGAACUGCACUCGUGUGUGCCCGUCAGAGGGAGAAAGAAUAAGAGGCUGUCUUUGUACUUCAAACAGCUGAGAGGUCUCAUCCACAACAACACGGGUGACCAGACAAACGUGUGGGAGCAGAUCAGAAAAGACCUGCUGGACCUUCUGAGCCUCCUGGAGUCGUUCCCUGCUGAUUAUUUUGCAAAUAAGACUUAUUAG
Messenger RNA from Pygocentrus nattereri (red-bellied piranha), 546 nucleotides. RefSeq names its product interferon phi 4 (gene ifnphi4). NCBI's taxonomy places the organism in Eukaryota, Metazoa, Chordata, Actinopteri, Characiformes, Serrasalmidae. Gene Ontology annotation, cellular component: extracellular region. The record is from RefSeq and is a predicted model, not a curated record. The transcript has 5 exons. Gene Ontology annotation, molecular function: cytokine receptor binding. The coding region runs from base 1 to 546 and encodes 181 amino acids. Gene Ontology annotation, biological process: response to exogenous dsRNA; defense response.